Messenger RNA from Pimephales promelas (fathead minnow), 1644 nucleotides. The record is from RefSeq and is a predicted model, not a curated record. NCBI's taxonomy places the organism in Eukaryota, Metazoa, Chordata, Actinopteri, Cypriniformes, Leuciscidae.
UAGUAUGCGAAUUGGGAGGCAGCAUACGAGAAGUGAAACUGGACUGCACUUAUCUCAAUCCUCCCCAGGCCACAGCUGCACAGCAGCAUUCUCGUCUACUUUGAAGGUGAGGCGUUUGGCAUCGGCUCCUUUAACUCCUCCUCCACCUGUCCUGCUGGCCUGACUACUAAAUAGAUCUUCCGUGUAGUUCAUGCACCAGAAGCGGAUAUUGACACCAGGAGACACGAUGUCUCUCACUGUGAAAAACAUUUCUGUUAUUUACACUCCUAUCAAUGAGACCAAUACCUUCACCAGCGGGGAUGUUAUAUCGGGACAAGUCCUUCUGGAUGUAGAAAAGGACACGCAAAUUCAGUCUUUGAGUGUGAAAAUUAAAGGUAAAGCACGGGUGUCCUGGAGCGAGCAUUACGGUAAAACCACGGUUGUGUACUCUGAUAAGGAGAAGUAUUAUUCUAUGGAGAUGUUUUUCGUUCGGGAGGACAAAACAAAUGGUAAUGACCAUAAUACGCUAAAAGAUCCAUCAGGACAGCUGUAUCCUUCGGUUGUGGCACCGGGUCAUCAUGUUUACCCUUUCAGCUUUCAGUUGCCUCUACAGCACUUCCCACCAACCUUCAAAAGUGCAAUUGGAAAGAUUGCUUACACUUUGGAGACAAAAUUAUCCAGAUCAAUGCGUGUUUCUAGCAAAGCCAAAGCAGAGUUUCACUAUGUCUCCAGUCAGGUUGUGUCUAGUCCUGAACUAAUGGUGCCUCAGUAUGGAAGCAAAGAGAAAAAAAUGAAACUCUUCCCCUCUGGGAAUGUCUCCAUGGACAUAAGCACUGAGAAAAUGGGAUACUACCUCGGAGAGGGCUUGAAAGUUUUGGCUGAAGUUCAGAACAACUUAUCCCGUGCAAUCAAGCUAAAAUACUGUCUUUAUGAAAAACACACUUUUUUCGCCAAAGGAAGGAGAAAACUUCACACACAUGACCUUUUUAAAGAGGAAGGAGAAACCAUUGAGCCGAACUCAAAGAACACGGUCACAAAAGUGCUGUCCAUUCCUCCCAGCCUUACCAUCUCUAUCCUAAACUGUAAGGUCAUCAAUGUUGAGUACAGGCUCCGGGUCUACCUGGACGUGCCUUAUGCCUCAGACCCGGAGGUCAAAUUCCCAGUAGUGGUUCUUCCUCUUCAGUCUGGACCAGGUGCAAAAAGUGCUACAAACAGUGAUUUUGGGAUCUGGAAUCAGCCACCAGGAGGCAAUUUGAACCCCAGCCCACUUCAAAUGCCUCCAUCUGGUCAGUUUGGUGCCUCUAGCAGCUACUACGGACCUCCUCUGAGUCCGUUUCCUGCUCCUGGUUUCCCUGGACCACCGGAUCAGUUUGCUCCUCCUAGUUACGUCGGAGCUCCUGGUCAAUUUGGUCAUUCAGUUUCUCGUCAGAAUGACGCAUCAGAUCCACCUCCAUAUCAGGAACAUCAAUUAUAUCCACAGUUGCCAGACCACUCUAAAAAAUCUUGACAAAGUGAUUUUAAAAUCACCUUCUAGGUUUCUUUUAUUCUUGUUGUUAUACCUUGAUUGCGAGAAUGAUUAUGUAUGUAACUAUAUGUAAGCCUUAUAUAUAUUUUAAGGUAUCGAUGUUGACUGUUAAAGGGUUAGUUCACCCAAAAAAUGAAAAU